Molecule: messenger RNA, 1109 nt
Organism: Rhagoletis pomonella (apple maggot)
Lineage: Eukaryota; Metazoa; Arthropoda; Insecta; Diptera; Tephritidae
Product: integrin beta-PS-like
Exons: 3
Coding region: 21-1109 (362 amino acids)
Biological process (GO): integrin-mediated signaling pathway; cell adhesion mediated by integrin; cell-matrix adhesion
Cellular component (GO): integrin complex; focal adhesion; cell surface
Molecular function (GO): integrin binding
Source: RefSeq, a predicted model, not a curated record
AAAUUUCGUCCACUAUACAAAUGCGAGACAAUGCCACCCAUCAUGUUAAGAUUAGCUACUAUUCAGCUUGUGGCAAAGAUGGCCCCGAAAUACCAACAUCGAAAUGUGACAAUGUACGCGUCGGAGAUGAAAUUACAUUCACCCUUCAUAUCGAAUUGAAUUCAUGUCCCUCUGAUCCACGCGAUUGGCGAGAAGUCAUACAAAUCUCUCCGAUCGGUAUAAAUGAAAGCCUGAUCAUUGAUCUCGAAAUGCUUUGCGGUUGUGAGUGCGAGGCGCAGCGAAAAACACUCAGUGAGCAGUGUAACGCGCGCGGCAGUCUUGUUUGUGGUGUUUGUGAAUGCGAUGAGAAGUUUAUUGGUACCAAUUGCCAAUGCCUUAGUGACACUAUGCCGUCGAAGAGUGAAAAUAGCCACUUCUGCCACGAUAAUACGACGCAAGUGGACUGUAGUGGGCGUGGUCUGUGCUCAUGCGGCGUUUGCCAAUGCGAUAAGCGUGCAAAUCCCAAUGAAGUUAUUUCCGGAAAAUAUUGCCAAUGUGACAAUUUCUCUUGUGAACGUCAUGAACAAAAAAUUUGUUCUGGUCCGGAGCACGGCACAUGUGAAUGUGGAAAGUGCGCUUGUAAAACGGGUUGGGCGGGAGCAGCUUGCGAGUGUCAGUUGUCGAAAGAGACCUGCAGACCAGCUGGUGGCGGCCAGCUUUGUUCCGGCAAAGGAACAUGUGAGUGCGGCAUAUGCAAAUGUCAAUCCACGCCACAGGGUUACUUUUCGGGCCAGUACUGCGAGUUGUGUCCGACAUGUUCCAAUCGUUGCGAUAAACUCAAAGAUUGCGUGCAAUGCCAAAUGUACAAUUCGGGAAAGUUUAAGAAUUUGCCGGACUGUUUGGGUAACUGCACGAGUGUGGAGACGACCGCGCUAGAUAACGACGCUAUUGAAAAAUAUGAACUGGUUAAGGGCGAAAAGAAAUGCUCCGCCUACGAUGAUGUCAAUAAAUUAUUCGCCACAAUACCAAUACCUGAGAAGGAGCAGAAGCAAGUCGAGCAGCAGCAAACACUCAACGGCAAACAAUUCGAGUGGGGCCCAGCUGUUUUUGAAUUGGCGACAUAUAAGUGA